CCUCGCAUUUUCGUGGUACGACAGCGAUGGCCUUUUGCACGCAUCGCCGUCACAGGGACCUUCGGGACAGCCUCAAGUCCGCCGCGGUGGCUCGAGUACGCUCGUGCCCACCGCGUCCCCUCCAGACCCUUCGCGACGUUCCUCUACGGAGCAUCAACGUCGCACGGUGCUGACUGCACCACCGUUGCCGAGCGCAGGUAACGGUUUUCCCAAAUGGGAAGAAUCAUGUUCUUUGUCACGAAGUAGCGGUCCCGAGCCUCCCGCGGCCGCUGGCCAUGUUGGUCGAGCGCCCGCGAAGAAGGCCGCUUUCAAUGAACAGGCCUACGCCGACGUUUUGAGCGAAAACGCCCGCGUCGACCGCUUGGUUUCGCACGCUUCUGCGGCUGGUUCACCGCUUUUGCCUGCCUCUCCUCGUAACUCACAAUCCGGCCCGCCUUCGGGUGGCACCCAGAUUGUCCUCCCGGUUGCCGGUGCCAUUUCCCUUGAUAAUAUUUCUUCGGGGAAGGUAAGCGCACCCGCGCGACAGGCCCCUGUUGUUGAUGGUAGUCAGGGAUAU
Messenger RNA from Ectocarpus sp. CCAP 1310/34, 556 nucleotides. NCBI's taxonomy places the organism in Eukaryota, Phaeophyceae, Ectocarpales, Ectocarpaceae. The record is from the annotation of a GenBank genome assembly.